Messenger RNA from Phanerochaete carnosa HHB-10118-sp, 180 nucleotides. RefSeq lists its product as uncharacterized. The transcript is spliced from 2 exons. NCBI's taxonomy places the organism in Eukaryota, Fungi, Basidiomycota, Agaricomycetes, Polyporales, Phanerochaetaceae. The record is from RefSeq and is a predicted model, not a curated record. Bases 1 to 180 code for a protein of 59 amino acids.
AUGCCAGCGAAUGGCAAGGCUCCUGCAAAGAGUGCAAAGAGGGGCUCCAAGGCUUUGCUGGGUGCUGCGGCCCCCAAGGUGAAGGUCCUCCCAACCCACGUGAACCUCACCGACAUGCUGCCUGUUCUGGCAGAGGAUGAAAAGAACGUUGCACAGAUGGACCCGGGAUUCAUAGGUUAG